Messenger RNA from Physella acuta, 5052 nucleotides. Its product is annotated as CYFIP-related Rac1 interactor B. The record is from RefSeq and is a predicted model, not a curated record. Gene Ontology annotation, molecular function: small GTPase binding. Gene Ontology annotation, biological process: regulation of actin filament polymerization. Lineage: Eukaryota; Metazoa; Mollusca; Gastropoda; Physidae.
UAAUAGAGGACCACUAGCCAGGCUUAUGGCUGUCAACUAAUUUACAGUAGGAAGUCGUCCCACAUUAUAAGGAGUAAAUCAGUCUUUAUGAUAAGAUGGGAAACUUAUUACGCAUCCUGCUGAACAAUGACCCUCCAUCUAAACAUUCAGACAAUAUUUUUGUUGAUUUUGAAAAUGCUCAGCCAUCGCCAUCAGAAGAACGUGUUUGGCUGAUGGUCAAGAAAGUCCUUGAUAUGGCCCAGGAGGUUCUGCUGGAGAUACAGAGAUACAGUGGGGCCACAGAGGAAAUUAGGAUGGCCAUAUCCAACCCUAAAAUAGAGGACCUACAGGACAAAGCCUGGCAGUCUGUGACUCCACUGGUUUCUAAACUUAAAAAGUUUUUUGAAUUUUCCCUUGAGUUGGAGAGAGUUAUACCAGAACUGUUAGGUGAACUGUGCUCCGAGGACCUCACUCCCAGGGAACAUCUAGAACAGCAGCAGUCACUCUUUAAACAGUUUGCUGAAAUUCUGGACUUUGUCUUGAAAUUUGACGACAUUAAGAUGACUACCCCAGCAAUGCAGAAUGAUUUCAGCUAUUACAGAAGAACUUUAAAUAGAAGAAAAAUGGCAAAUGAGGAUGAGAUUCAAGAAGGAGAGGAACAUGUAUCCAACGAGUUAGCAAACAGGAUGUCUUUAUUCUACGCUCAGUCUACUCCUAUGCUGAAGUCACUCAGUGAUGUCACAGCCAAAUUUGUUUCUCAACACAAAGAUCUACCUCUGGAACAAACCACAGACUGUUUGAGUAUGAUGGCCAACAUUUGUAGGGUCAUGAUUGAGAAUGAUGAGUACAAGUCAAGAAUGAAGGAGGAGACAAGGUUGUUUUGUCUGAGGGUGAUGGUAGGAGUUAUCAUUCUUUAUGACCAUGUUCAUCCAUUGGGAGCCUUCACUAAAACAUCCAGUAUAGAGAUGAAAAGUUCAAUUAAACUUUUGAAAGACCAGGAGAGGACUAAAGUGGAGGCUUUGUUGAAUGCAUUAAGGUACACAACCAAGCAUUUACAAGAUGUCUCAACAUCAAAGACACUUAAGACCAUGCUGGCAGAUUGAGGAGCACUUGCUGACCAACGGCUUGACCACAAGCUCCAACAGUUUUCAAUCCACAGGAUGAUAGGCUAGCAGCCACAAGUGGUCAAUUAUGGACUUAUUAGUAACAUUUUCAUUCACUAAAUUCCUGCUGUUUUUCUAGAAUGUUUAAGUAUUAUAAUGUGCUUUUAUUAGGGUUCUCCAUAGGGCAGCAUUCGUUGAGCUGUACCAAGUCAAUUAAUUCAAUCCAGUUGUCCAAAGUGUAUGUAAACAUUCCAGUUACUGCCCCUGAUGUUGUUACUCCCCCUGUUGUUCUAGCAGUUUGAGUGUACAACAGAUGUGUGUGUUAUGUCCCUAGUGAUAUCCCAGCCUGUGAUUGCAGAAGGUUAGAACAACACAAUUCCCCAGAUGGUCAGAACUACACAAUUCCCCAGUUUACUUAGAACAACUCCCCAAUCCCCAGAUGGUCAGAACUACACCACUCCCCAGUUUACUUAGAACAACUCCCCAAUUCCUUUAGUUUUAUGCUAUUGUUUUAUACAAGAAAUGAGGCUAUGCAUAAAACUGGCAUCUGUUGCAUUGGACCGGUGGAAGCUCACAAAUUUUCAGACAAUUUUUAUCCAUGUUUUAAUUUGUUGCUGCACCUCAUUCAGAUUUAGAUUAGUGUAAUUAUCCUAAUUAGGAAAAUCUUGUUAAACUUAUUUCUUUGUUAUGUCAAUUCCUGCAAACUUGUAAAAGCCACAGUGAAUUAUAACAUGUCUUUUAAUGAAUUGUCCUUUUGAUUUCUUUGUGAUUGAUGUGAUUGCUAAAAAACCCAAAACAAAAUGUUGAAUCCAACAGUAACUUCCCUUGAUUCCAGUUGUAGGCCUUGCUGGUUUCCCUUUCUCUCUCUCUGUGAUUCUCUAGUUUUCUGCUUCAGCUGUUGUGAUGCUGUUGAUCAAGCCAGUGAUUCUGUUUUGAGUGCUUUUAUUUCAUCAUUUCUUAACUUAGCAAGCUGCCACUCUUCAUGUUGUGACAUGGACUACAACUGAAAUCAAGUCAACAAAUCUCUUUUGCUUUGGGCUGGCAUUUCACCAAGUUCACAAUUGCUCAACUUUUUUUUUAUUGCAGCUGCUGGAUUUAGAUAAGUUGGACAUUUUUUACAUAAUUUUUUUGUAAAAUUCUGAGACGAUUGUGUGUUUAAAAACUGCAAUGUAAUGAAGAUAAGAACCAAGAACUUACAAGUCUUGUCGAAGGAUGAGUGCGAAGAACUUACAGUAGAUGCUGGUUGUGAUUUUUUUUCUCAUGUGAUUUCUCACUGUUUCAUUUCAUCCCAUUCACUUAGUCAUUUGAUUGUUAUUUUUUAAUUUAUUUCAUAAGUAGCCUGGAUAUGAUAAGAUACAGGGCAUGUCCCACAUGAGGCUGUAGGGCCCAUAGGAUUCUUCCAACGCCCACUGUGGUGUAAUAGGCCAUUUGAUUGCCCCCUCUUGGCUGUAGCACUGUUGAGAUGGGAUGGAUUCUGAAAAUAUUUUAUAGAACCUUAUUGUAUUUUUUUAUUUAAUUAAUGUGCAUAGAGCCAAUGACUUUGUUGUUAUAAUAUGUGAUCAGCUCAAAUGGCGGACCUAAGUCAUACUUUAUUUCUGUGCAGCAUGCAUCAUCAAAUUAUUCAUCUCACGUUACAGUCACUAAACACUUAAACAUUUAAACGCUAUUGAAAUUUUAAUUUAAAAAAAUGAUGCUACAUAGCAAGAAGAGCUGAGCCUGUAAGUCCAUGAUUGUUGUAUUACAUUGUGUGUAGCUAACUGUGCCUGAAUGUCUGGUCUUCUAGGACUGUGUUUUCUGACUGUGCCUGAAUGUCUGGUCUACUAGGACUGUGUUUUCUGCCUGUGCCUGAAUGUCUGGUCUUCUAGGACUGUUUUCUGCCUCUCACCUUACUUGUACAUACACCCUCAUCAGCACAAUGUUGGUUUGACAUUGCUUUGUAAAUAUCUUUCAACAUUCAUCCAAGUGCUACUCCUUCUGUUUUGUUAUACAAAAAUCUCCUCGUUAUUAAUUAACUAUUUUCUUAAUUGAUAGAGCCAUAUGAACAGGUUUUUGCAAUUAUUACUUUUUAUAUCAACAAAAUUAUUAUAAUAUAAAUGUUUCUCAAAUUAUUUUUUUGAAAUAAGUCCAAUAAACUGAACAGGGUUUUUUAAAAUAUAUUUUUAAUCAUUAAAAAAGUCACAAUAAAUUAAACCUUCCUUUUUUUUUUUUUGCUUAUUUUUUUUUUAAUUGCCAAAAAAAAUCACAAUAAACUGAACAGGGUUUUUCAAAAUAUUUUAAAAAUCACAACAACAAAAAAUCACCAUAAAUGAAACAUUGUAUCUUGAAUAUAUGUUUUUAAAUGACCAAAAAAAAAGCACUAUAAUUAAACAUUUUAUUAAAAUGUUUAUAAAUCACCAACAAUCACCAUGAGAUAUAGAGCCUGUGGGUUUUCUUGUCUUAGCACAUUUAUUUUGGGCAUAAUUUAAAUAAGUCAUCAGUUGGGGUAAAGUGAUAGGCCUACCUCUAUUUUGGGUGGGCAGAUAACUGACCAUCCCUACACUAAGGGCAGACAACCUUCAAUUUUAUUAACACAACUUUACAUCACAAUUUUAAAGAUUUUUUUUUUAUUCUCCGAUAAUUUUUGUUUAAAAAGUUUUAUAUAACAUUUUUUAUGAGCAUGUAUGAACACUUUUGCCAAAGUUAAAUUAUGAAUUUAAGUUCUGAACUUUAUUUCACUUUAUGCAACUAUUAAAGUAUGUGAUUAUCUUAUCUUAGUUCAUCGACCUCAGUGUUGUAAACAGCUCCCAGCCUAGCUGAGUCAAUGAACAAAAAUAUUUUCUUAAUUUUCUUUUUUUUCCCCCACUGCAACUAAUAACUAUGCAUACAAACAAUUUGUAUAGGUGGUCAUUUCUUUAUGUAAUUUAAUAUCAAAUAUGCAUGUCAGUUUUAGAGUAUCACUCAGUAUUUUGUUAGAAAAAAAUGUUUUGAUGAAUAAAUCCCUCACCUAGACUUGUAAAUUUAAUCUCUGGAUAUGAGAAGGAGGACACUGUUUUUAUUUCUCUCACGCUGCCUAGAUGCUGCUUUUAUGUGAUAAACAGGUCUAGAUUUAUUUAGUUCUAUUUUUGUCCAGUUUUUCUUUUUAAAUCCGAAAGCAAAUAUUUGUCUAUAUAUACUAAUAUUUAAAGAAGUAAUGCAACCAUUUUGUCUGGAGUGAUAUUUGAAGAAGUAAUGCAACCAUUUUGUCUGGAGUGAUAUUUGAAGAAAUGCGAGCAGUUAGAAGAGGUCAUGUCUGUGGGUUACUCACCAGUUAGGUUCUAGUGCCUUAGCUUUGUUCACAUGCACAUCCCAGUGAGCUCAAAUAAAACCACUUGUUGUGUCCUAUGAUUUUGAUGCCAACUUUUUAUUUUCUAGCUUCUAUUUUAAAACUUUUUUUAAGCGAGGUACUAUAGAUAUUUGUAUAUUUUGUUGCUUUAUGUAUUAGACAGUAAUAAAGUCAAUUUGUUAAUAAUGUAUUAAAGAAUGAAUAAAAUCUAACAAUAGCUCAUUAAACAUUCCCAAUAUGAAGGUGACAUCCUUAUAUAAAUUAUUCUCUUCUUUGACUAAUUAGUUUUGUGAAGGGUGCAUACCUUUGUUCAGUGUAUCUUCCCUGCCAAAGCUAGUUAAAUCAUGCUGCAUGUCCAUUUUAGUUUAUAUACAAAAUGAUGGAGCAUCUGCUCUUAGAUUUAUUUAUUUUAUUUACCAAAAAUUUACAUUUCUGAUGACCUUUAGAAAAAUAAAAUUUUGAGUGAUUUCCCUUUGAUCCCAAUAUUUGUUACACUUUUUAUUUUUGUUGAAACCACAACCGCCUGUUUGUUUAGUGAGGCUUUGCUUAUGUCAUGUGUUUUCUCCUUGUUGGCUACACCUGUAGUUAGACAGGCAGGUAGACAAAGGUUAUCAUAAAUUUAAAUUUUAUGACGUUUCUGCUUUAAGAAAUAAAUAUGACAAACUAUUA